UUCAGUACCUGCCACAAACAUGCCUCAGUGUUGCUAUUUUGACUCGGGUCACCUGUUGACCUGACAAGCUCGUGUCAGCGGAGAGCAAACGUGUCAGCUGCAGGUGGAAGCUCUCAGCAGGAGACGAUGCCGAGGCGCCGGCAGACGCAGUAGGAACCCGGGAUAACACAGCACUGAGGCAUCUGAGUUUGUGUGAAGAUUUUCCGUCUCUAAAGAUGUACGGCUUGUACUUGGAAGCGGUGAAUGAUUACAUUAACGAAUCCUACGGAGAGGAUGUGUGGAGACUGAUCGAGAACCGAGCAGAGAUACCACACCUCAAAUUUGUCAGACAUCAGAUGUACAAUGAUAACCUGAUCCUCCGGUUGGCAAAAGCAGCAGGUGAGGUUCUAGGAAAGACCCACGAUGAAUUGAUGUACGCAUUUGGUGUCUACAUGGUCAAGAGGAUUGGAAACUAUGGAUAUGAGAGAAUACUUAAGGUGUUGGGCCGCAAUGUCCGUGACUUCAUCAAUGAGCUGGACAACCUGCACGAAUACUUCCGUUUCUCCUUCCCAAAGGUGCAGCCGCCUAGUUUCUGUGUGGAGGAGGAGUGUGAGACAAGCCUCACUCUGCAUUACCGCAGCACCCGCAAGGGCUUCACCCAGUUUGUCAAAGGACAGCUCUCUCAAGUGGGACGUCAGUUCUACAACACAGACAUUGAGGUGGAGAUCCUGUCUAAAGAGGAAACUGAGAAAAUGACGUAUGUGGUGUACAAGAUGAACUUUGACAAUGCCGCCUUUAAGCACCGCAUGCCGCAGCAGAAGACGGCACCAAGCUACGAGAAGCUGCCAAUGAAGCGUGGUAUCUUCUUUGACAUGUUCCCCUUCAGCGUUAUUUUCCGCCGUGACAUGACCAUGUAUCGCAUCGGUGACGGCCUUAAGGAGGUGUUCUCUGACCUUCAGGGAAAGAAAGUCAACGAGGAAUUCUCUCUGGUCAGACCCAUGCUAGAGUUCAGCUGGGACAAUAUCUACACACAUUUAAACAAUGUGUUUGAGCUGGUGUCUAAAGCCGUGGUGGAAAGCAAACAGAAGGUCAGCAUCCCGAAACAGAACAAAGAAGAGACAAAUGAGAAAGAGGAGAGCGAGAAAGUAAAGAAGCAAGAUGACAAAGAGCAAAAUCCAGCAGAGGAGGUGAAGGGGAAUGACCAGGAGUACAGCAACACUGUCAACCAGUAUAACAGCUCUACCAACGCUGCAGGAGAAGACAUUGAAUUGUUGGCAUUCCAGACUGUCACGGGGAAGUGCAGUGAGACCAUAUUUGAGGACAUGCGGGAGCCUCCAAAAAAGCCUCUGCACCUGAAGGGCCAGAUGAAGUAUGUCCCCCAGUGGGACUCACUCAUCUUUCUGGGAACACCCAUCAUAGAGACGGUGGAGGACAUGAUAAAGAUGGGCGUCUACGUGAAUGAUCUGAACCUUCACGACUCCAGCAGAGAGCUGAUUUUGGCUGGGACGCAGCAGUCAGCUGAGCUGCAGCUGGCCCUGGAUCAGGAGCAACAAAAAUAUGCACAACUGCAGGAAAUCAUCAAGAAACUGGAUGAAGAAAAGAAAAGAGGAGACUCUUUGCUGUAUGCCAUGAUCCCUAAAGCUGUAGCUGACCGCCUCAGAAAGGGCAUCACUGCACUGGAGACAUGCCAGGUUUUCCCAGAUGUCACUAUCCUGUUCAGCGAUGUGGUCAAGUUUAAUGAGAUCUGCAUCCACAUCACACCCAUGCAGGUGGUCGACAUGCUGAACGAGAUUUAUAUCGUCUUUGAUACACUCAGUGAGAAGCAUAAUGUCUAUAAGGUGGAGACAAUUCGCGAUGCCUACAUGGUGGUGGCAGGUGUGCCCAAUAAGACCACCUUUCAUGCACAUCAUAUCUGUGAUAUGGCCCUGGACAUGCUGAGCUCAAUCGACCACCUUAAAGACCCCUCCACUGGGGACAACAUCCAGAUCAGAGUUGGUAUCCACUCUGGAAUGGUUGUGGCAGGUGUUGUGGGUCUAAAGAUGCCGCGCUACUGUUUGUUUGGUGAUACAGUGAACACUGCCUCCAGGAUGGAGAGCAAUGGAGUGGGCAUGCAGAUACACAUUAGUCAAACCACCAAAGACCAUCUGGAACAUGAACCAUAUAUCAUUGAAGAGAGGGGAAAAAUCUUUGUAAAGGGUAAAGGCUACAUGAAGACCUACUGGCUCAAAGGAAAGAAAGACUUAUCAUUCAAGACUCCAGCAGAAAUGCACUACAGCAAUGAGCAUAAAGACUCAGAGGACAAGCGCUCGAAUGGUUCCACAAGCCCUCCCGCCAAGCAUAUGGCCUCCAACCUCCACGCCACCAGUAGUGAGGAGCAAACAGAGGGGAAGCCCAGCCCCAGUGACCUCCCCCCGGAUACCAUACCACCACCAGAGGCUGCUAAUGAGACCUCCACUAUUUCAACUGAUCCUCAGCAGAAGCACAAAACCAGAAAGACUAAACACAACAAGGGGGACAAAUUAGAUCUAUCGCUGGGAAAUGCAACAGCAGAGACAGCACCGCUGGAAGAUAAGCAGGAGAACCCUUCCCUGAACAACAAGAGGAACAGCUUCAGGCUGCAGUACAUCAAGCUUCCCUCUAACCUGCCGCUACGCAGCACCACCUGCUCUAUUCUGUGACAUUAGAUCGUUCCAAUGUAAGGUGAAGCCGAUAGUCACAAUCAGUGUGACACUAUUUGGAAAAACCUUUUAAAUAAUAUACCGUGUGAAGGAUUGUGAACAUUAUGGGCAUAAGUUUAUAGAUAGCUUGGCUAACAGCGUUCAAGCUCAAUUUGCCCAGAGUGGCAUGUCACAUCCCUCCAACGCCGUCAUCAGACCCUCAGCCGUAAUUCUACUUCAUGAGUGUUAAUUUGGCCCAUUUCCUCAAUGAUUUAAAGUCUGUACGGUCCCAAGUAUAUAUUU
Thalassophryne amazonica is the source of this 2939-nucleotide messenger RNA. RefSeq names its product soluble guanylate cyclase 88E-like. NCBI's taxonomy places the organism in Eukaryota, Metazoa, Chordata, Actinopteri, Batrachoidiformes, Batrachoididae. Gene Ontology annotation, cellular component: guanylate cyclase complex, soluble. The transcript is spliced from 17 exons. Gene Ontology annotation, biological process: cGMP biosynthetic process; response to oxygen levels; nitric oxide-cGMP-mediated signaling. The record is from RefSeq and is a predicted model, not a curated record. Bases 216 to 2657 code for a protein of 813 amino acids. Gene Ontology annotation, molecular function: heme binding; oxygen sensor activity; guanylate cyclase activity.